This is a messenger RNA of Sphenostylis stenocarpa, 173 nucleotides long. The record is from the annotation of a GenBank genome assembly. NCBI's taxonomy places the organism in Eukaryota, Viridiplantae, Streptophyta, Magnoliopsida, Fabales, Fabaceae.
ACUUCAUCGCCCCGCCCAACCUUUCACAAUGGGCCCCUUCACCCAAGUUCGUCAAACCCCUAACUCCCUUUCCUUCACCACCUCCUCUUCGAUUGCUGCUUUUUAUACCACUAACUCUGUCAAGCUCACCAAGCAAGCAGCUCAGGAAGGAGAGGGAGUGGAAGGCUUUGAAG